Anopheles cruzii is the source of this 1608-nucleotide messenger RNA. RefSeq names its product serine protease Hayan-like. The transcript has 4 exons. Gene Ontology annotation, molecular function: serine-type endopeptidase activity. Lineage: Eukaryota; Metazoa; Arthropoda; Insecta; Diptera; Culicidae. The record is from RefSeq and is a predicted model, not a curated record. Gene Ontology annotation, biological process: proteolysis. Bases 280 to 1437 code for a protein of 385 amino acids.
CAGAGGUACCACACUCUCACAACCUCGCAAUGCUCUCUCGAAAUACGGUAGUGUGGCGGCACUAGCUAGCCUGCGUUGAGCUCUGGCAGGCUGUGGUCUGUGGUGGCUGAUUGGUUUUGCGCUGUCCGCAACGUCAGUGACGCGACUUCCAUAAGCUGCUCUGUGAUAUUCGUUGUUUUCCUCCUGCCUUUCCUUCAGUGCGGUCUCCCCUGGAAUACCAUUGCAGUGUGCGGCGGCUGUUUGCUGUUUUUGGUUGCCCUUCUUCCCUGAGCUGAAAAGAUGAUGAGGGGCCAUGUAGUGGUAGUGUGCUGGGUGUCGGUUGUCCUCGGUCAGCAGUUGGCCCAAGUCGUGCAAGCCCUCCUCGACCCGGAUCUGAUCAUCCUGCAGCCGGAUCCCAUGCUGUACGAGGGCGAUGCGUGUCAGCUGAGGAACGGUACGGCCGGCACCUGCCGGCCGGCGGACCAGUGUGAUUGGGCGAUGGCCAAACCGUGGCUAACGAGCGAGCUGGUAACGUGCUCCUUCAACCAGUCCAUGCCGAUCGUGUGCUGCGUGCGCCAGCAGCUCGAGUCCCGCAUCAUCACUAAGCGCAUCAGCGAGACGCAGUGUGAACGGUACCCGAACGCCACGGGUCUGUCGGAUCACAUCUUCAACGGUGUCGCCGCCCAGUUUGGCGAAUUUCCGCACAUGGCCGCGCUCGGUUACGGAAGGCCGCCGGAUAGCGGUGGUACCGCCAACGACAGCUACGGUGCCGCUUCGGUAUUCCGGUGCGCCGCCAGCCUGGUGGCGCCCCGCUUUCUACUGACGGCGGCCCACUGCCUGCGCGAGCAGCCGACCUUCGCACGGCUGGGCGUGCUCGAGCUACAGCCGGCGCGCGUCGUCGACGAGCCGCUCGACAUCGCGGUCCGCAACGUGACGCUUCAUCCCGAGUACAAUGCGGUCACCUACCGGAACGACCUGGCCGUGGUCGAGCUGGCGACUCCGGCGUCCGGCUGGCCGUUCGUCGAUCCGGCCUGUCUCUACACGAAGCCGUCGGCGGCGCUAACGGCGACGGACAGCCCACUGUCGGUGCAGGGCUGGGGUACGGUCCAACCCGGGGACACCGAGCCAUCCCCACGACUCAUGAAGGCGCACCUGCAGGUGCUGGGGCGGGACGUGUGCGCCUCCGGCAUUCCGCGGUCGCGCCGCAACCCGGCCGGCCUGCACGAUGGGCAGCUGUGCGCGUUGGGGCGCAACGAGCGCAACGAGACGGUGGCCGACACGUGCCCAGGAGACUCCGGUGCCCCGCUCGAACUCGUCGUGGCCGGCCGUCACUAUCUGGUGGGCGUCACCUCGAACGGGUAUGCGUGCGGUUCCCCGAUACCGGGUCUCUACACCGAGGUUGCCCACUACCUCGACUGGAUCGAAUCAAUCGUGUGGCCCGCCAGCGGAACACGGUAACCGAAUCUGGAGCCCGAGUGGGGCGGGAUGAAGGUGCAGGGUGCGUCCGUCAACCGGUAAGCCGGUCUCCGCUGCAUCCAAUUUUCGUUUGCACCAACUUGAGGGGGUAACAAGAUGUUAAGAUGGUGCUUAAGGCGGCUCUGCCCGUGCUAAUAAUAUUCAAUAAGAAUA